AUGCCUCACAAACACAAGAGACGCGGCGAACCAAUUCAACCUUCCCCCGAAGAGAUCGCCAAAGCACUUCCAGUCCGCGACCCAUCCAAGCCAAAGACAACCAAUAACGGCAAGAAAGGCAAGGGAGGCAACAAGAACCAGAACCAGACGCAAAACCAAAACCAAAGCGCAAACAAAGCACCCACGCACCGUCGCAAGAAUGUCACCGAAGACGACACGCCGAAAGCCUUCGUCCGCCUAAUGCAAUUCCAAACAACGGGCAAGCGAGCGCCAUCCGGCCUUGAAACCGGCGAAAGCAACAAAAAGCGCAAGCGCGCCGAGAAAGAGAAAUCAGACUCGAACAAGAAGUCCGCGACAGAAGCCCCGCAACAAGCAAAAGCCGCGGAUAAGCAGUCACUUAAGAUUUUGCCUGGUGAGAGGCUGGCGGAGUUCUCAGCUCGUGUUGAUCGCGAAAUGCCAAUGUCGCAAAUGACUAAGACAACGAAGUCUGGUGAGGCGAAGGCGAAUGAGCAACGCAAGAGGACGAAGCAUGAGAAGCACCUGCGGAGACUGCAGAGUGGGUGGCGUGAGGAAGAGGCCAAGAUCAAGGAGCGGGAAGAGGAGCAGCGGGAAGAGCGGGAGGCGGAGAUGGAGGUUGAGUUGCAGCAGUGGAAGGAUUGGGAUAUUGAGGCUGGAGGGAAGGCUAAGAAGAGGGCUCUUGCUGCGAAGAAGAAUAAGAAGAUCAAGGGAGGGGAUGGGGAGGUUGAUAGCGGGGAUGAUGAUCCUGAUCCUUGGGCGAAGUUGAAGAAGAGGGAUCAAGAGAGGAAGAAGAAUCCGUUUGAGGUUGCGCCGGCGCCGCCUUCGUUGAUUAAGCCUAGGGAGAUCUUCAAGGUGCGUGGUGGGGCUAAGGUUGAUGUUGCCAAUGUGCCUUCUGCUGUUGGUAGUUUGAGGCGACGUGAGGAGUUGGCUGGUGAGCGCCGGAAUAUUGUCGAGGAAUACCGGAAGUUGAUGGCUGAGAAGCGGCAGUGA
Messenger RNA from Penicillium brevicompactum, 1008 nucleotides. RefSeq lists its product as uncharacterized. NCBI's taxonomy places the organism in Eukaryota, Fungi, Ascomycota, Eurotiomycetes, Eurotiales, Aspergillaceae. The record is from RefSeq and is a predicted model, not a curated record. The transcript has 2 exons. The coding region runs from base 1 to 1008 and encodes 335 amino acids.